AUGGCCCAGGAAGUUGAAAUCACAAAGCAAUACAGCGCAAUGAGAAUAGAGGGCUUGUCAUUUGGUCCACAAGAAUUAUUGUUCUGGCUGCAAACCUCUCGGGAUGAAGAAGCCGGGGCGGCCGCUUCUACUGGUGAUGGUAAAAAAAGAAGGCCUUCGCAGCGAAGUUGUUUAUUAGAGAAACGACAACAAGAACAGCUAAAGACUAUUGGACAGGGGGCGAAACGCCCAUAUGCAUCUUGA
Molecule: messenger RNA, 243 nt
Organism: Opisthorchis viverrini
Lineage: Eukaryota; Metazoa; Platyhelminthes; Trematoda; Opisthorchiida; Opisthorchiidae
Exons: 3
Coding region: 1-243 (80 amino acids)
Source: RefSeq, a predicted model, not a curated record